This is a messenger RNA of Paramecium primaurelia, 1081 nucleotides long. The record is from the annotation of a GenBank genome assembly. NCBI's taxonomy places the organism in Eukaryota, Ciliophora, Oligohymenophorea, Peniculida, Parameciidae.
AUGAAAUUGUAUUUUGAUCAGAAGAGUGAUAUCAUAAUUUAAGAUGAAUUCAAAAAUAUUGAUGUCACUAAUUGGUAUGAAUUUAUCAGUAUAAAAAUAUCUUAUUAAUAUAGGUAUUAUAUUAUUAAGUGUAGGUGCAAACUAUUUAUUGAUUAAUAUUUUUCAGAAAAUCCAAAAUUUAUUUUUAUGGAAAAUGGAUGAUAGAAAAAAUAAUCCAUCUAAAAUGUUAACUGUUAAUUGCUUAUUAGUAAUCACAAUAAUAUGUAAAUUAAAAAAAUAUCUAAGUUAAAAUCUUUUCAUGUUAUUAUUAAAUAGCAGCUUAUUUAUUUAGUUAAUUUUGGAAUUGGAAUUGCGAGUCAUAAAUAUCAUAAUUAACUAUUUCACCAUAAUUUUACAUUAUUAUUUAAAUUUGUUAAGUCUAAACUUUGAAUCUUACAUUUUGUUUUUGCAGUAAUUUGUGGCUUAAAUUAUGGAGACUGAAGUUGAGAAUUGAACAGAAAAAAUCCCUUUUAGAAUUAACUAAUAUUGUAUAAAUUUUUCUAUCCGUAUUAAUCGUAUUAAUUCCGAUUCUUACCAUAGUUUCAUUAAUUUUAGAAUCAUAUAUUAAUAACAUUAGAGAAUAUUGUUUGGGUGCUUUAACUAUGUUAAGUACAGUUUCUUUUGCUGCAAUUUGUAUUAUUUUAUAUACAAAACUCAGAGAUUAAUAUAAUGUUUGUGAUCGUUAUAGAGCUGUAAAAAUUAAUGAAUAUUUUAGAAUUUAAAAUUUUUAUCAAUAGCAGUAAUAAGUUGCACUCUACUUCGACCAUCAUUUAAUUUUUUAUUCUCUUAGGAAUUCUUUUGGAAAUUGAAACCAGGACUAGAAUGCAAUAAAGAUGGUGUAAUUACAAUAAAUUUACCUGAUUAAGGGUUUACAUGGUAUUAAAUAAAAAGAUUUGUUAAUAGGGCACUUUUCUAAUUAAUUUAUACUUGUAUCACAGAUUUCAUUCCUGUUUAUAUAUUAUCAUUGUUAUUCUCUCCAAAUAUAACAAAGAGGAAAACUUUAGUAACUACUAGCAAUAGUUCUGAUCCUGAUUAAGAAUGA